AUAUACACUUCACACCUAAUAUCUCCUCCUCCUCCUCCUCCUCCUCCUCCUCCAAUAACCCUAACCUAAACCAAAUUAAGAAACGAUCUUCUUGAGCUUUAAUGACACAAAAAGUUUUUGUUUCAUCUCAGACGAUGUCCAAGUCAUCUAUCCAUGGAAAGCUUACCUUACCACAAAAUGUGGGUGGAAGCCUGUGGCUGAAAAAACUUGAACUGGAAGAAGGAGACAAGGUGAGUAUUUUUCUCUUGGAUAAGAACGCGAGGACUUAUUCAAUUGAAGUGGAAAAGGCUCCAAGGGCGGAUCCUGAGCCAGACCAACCCCGCAUAAAGCUUGAUCUGAACCAACCAGCCAGCCCUACUUGAAGUUCUGAUAAGCUGAAGUCUAUUAAUUAAUUAAUUGGUACGUUUCCUCGUGUUCAAUGGAAUUGGUGUUUCACGUGUUUGAAUUGUAGCUAUUAGUUAAGAUUUUGUUAAGUUAACGUUCCUACUGUCAAGGUAUCAUGUUUAGUGCAGAAAGUCAGUGAUAAUAAUUAGAUGUGUUAAUU
Messenger RNA from Rubroshorea leprosula, 544 nucleotides. Lineage: Eukaryota; Viridiplantae; Streptophyta; Magnoliopsida; Malvales; Dipterocarpaceae. The record is from the annotation of a GenBank genome assembly.